Messenger RNA from Paramormyrops kingsleyae, 1085 nucleotides. RefSeq names its product UBX domain protein 10 (gene ubxn10). Gene Ontology annotation, molecular function: protein binding. The record is from RefSeq and is a predicted model, not a curated record. Lineage: Eukaryota; Metazoa; Chordata; Actinopteri; Osteoglossiformes; Mormyridae.
UACAAUAAUCACUAUAUAUGUAUACAGAUAUGUGGAGAUAAUUCAGCUUGUUAUUUAUUUACUUUUAAAAUGCAAUAGUUUUUCAGCUUCGUACGCUACUACUUAGGUGGCACCGAGGAAACAGUUUUCAACUUUAUAUAUCAGCGAUGUCAGAAAAUGAGAUGGCAGCUGUACUGAAAACCAUUUCUGAGUAAAAUCCUGCCGAAACUCUAUCACAUUGGCUGAGAACACUGUCAUACAUCAUGCAUGUUACAAGGCCUAAAUCUUCCAAAGGGCGCUGCAGGCCAGCUGUGAGUCAUGCCUAUAGUGUGGGAGGGGUCUCAUACCACAAUGUGCCUGGUCUUCCACGAACCUCCUCCUUGGCACAUGAAAAAGCAAGCAGCUCCGUACACCUUCUGUCCCACUCUCACUCUCUCCUGAAGCAGACCAGUGUGGUGAGUGUUGAUGAAGUCACUGAGCUGCUGCAGAACACCCCCACCCCGCCUGCACUGACCCUCAACAGAUACAGAGUGCUGCCAUCCAUUGAGAAGAGACAUACCUCUGGAGACAUGCCUUUCCAGGGAAUGGAGGAGAAGGCCUCCAGGCUAAGCCGAUCCGACCACCUCUUCAAGAAGGGCCGUCACCACCACUGGCAGCAGGCCAUUCCCCCUUCCCGUAGUCACCCAGAGAUUUCUAACUCUUCUGAAGCACAGUGUGGUGUAGUCACAGAGCCCUCAGACUUGGCUGCAUUGCCUCUGGAGACUCCUGAUGGGAUCUACGGGGGCUUACUGCUGGCUAUCCGAUCUCCAAGUGGGAGGAGGUUCCAACAACAUUUUCAUUCCUCAGAAACAUUGCAAACAGUUCUAGCUGCUGCAGAAGCUAGAUAUGGCACAAAAUAUGAGGACAGCAUCAUUGAGACCAUGGAUGUGCCCCGGAUGAGCUUCACUGAUCUCACACAGACUUUAGCCGAAAGUGGCAUCCGGAACAGGUCCGUUGUCUGCAUCACUCAAGAGUACAGCUCCACAGAUAGCUUAUAAAGUCAAGAAAAUAUCACAUUAAACGUUAUAUGUAGAAAGCCUAUUAAAUGUCUUAUGAAGAACAACUUA